CUUCAAUCAAUAAUUUACCUGGCCCGGUCAUAUCGAUGGCACCUACUCCCUUUUCUCAUCCCCUCGCUCACUUGCCCGUUCUUUCCACGAAAACCGUUGCUGACAAGGGGGUAAAGGGCUCAUUAACGGAUGACAGACAAAGGGAUAGAGGGAGAAAAGCACUAUCAUUCCAUCAGACAGGUGUUAUCAGUCUUCGGAAUAACAGCAGGAACAGUGGGACUCCAGUGAAGGUGACUUUCACUGUCUUAAGAAGCUGACACACAAAGGACAAGAACCGCCUGAGGAAACUUCUACAGAAGUUUGAAUGGCAAUACAGAUUCUUUGUAGAAGUUUGUUCUGUCUCUGAUGUUCGUUUUGAGGCCUUUUCUGUGUUGAAGUUCAUAUUGUCUUUGAAAUUAAAUUGGUCACAAUGUCUGGAGCCACCAGUGAUCAGCUGCACCGAUCAACUUUAACUGUCUAUUCGAACCUGAUGGAGCAUUUCAAUCCUGGCCUCCAGAAGCUUGUUGCUUUAGGAAACAGCUAUGUCAAAGCUUUCCAAGCUUUAGCAGUUUGCAGUGAGGCCUACUUCAGCGCUGUGGCUAAGAUGGGUGACCAGGCCCUUCACACGCUUUCAUCUCGCUCUCUUGGGGAUGUUCUGAUCCAGAUAUCGGAAACACAGAGAAGACUGACGGCAGAGAUGGAAGGAGUGUUUCGAUGGUUCCAGAUAGAAGUGUUGCAAGCCAUGGAGAAGAAUGUCAAACUGGAUGAGGAGUACAUUGAUGGUAGCCGCAGAGUCUAUGAGCUGGAGGUGAGGAACCAGGCCGAGGCUUUGGAGAAACAGCUCAGACGAGGAGCCUACAGAGACUCUCUGGAGAACAGUGAGUAUAUGCAGUACCUGAGGCAGAGCCAGCAGGAGAUCCUGAAGGAGGAGGAGAGGAGGUAUCGCUUCUUGGCAGAGAAACAUUGUGGCCUAACUCAGUCACUACUCUUCCUUAUAAACAAGACUGGUGCAUCUCUCCAGCAGAAGGCAGAUGGAUGGAAGGAGAAAGUGAAUGAGACCAGGGGGUCCAGACCUCGAACUCCCACACAUUUGGAUCAAGAUGCUCAGCUGCGAGGUUCAGUGAGCUCCCUGCUGCAGACAGUAGCCAGAGAUGAAGAUAUGUCCUGGGCCAGGAGGGAGCAGCAGGCACUGGGCAGAGUGCCCUCUAGAGCUCCAUCUCCCCUCCCUAGUCGCUCUCGCUCCAGCUCAGUGGGGGAAUCUCUCGGUCUGGGUGGAGGGAGAGCCAUGAGAGCCCUGGUUUCUCACCCCUCCUCAUCCAACCCAAAGCUUCUGCCUUUCAACAGGGGCGAGACUGUCACCGUACUGGUCCAAGAGCCACGCAACGGCUGGUUGUACGGACGCACUGACAGCAGCCUGCGUCAGGGCUGGUUCCCUGCUGCUUAUGUGGCUCCUGUUGAGGAUUUUUCCAACACAUUAUCAACAAGUGGUGGUUCUCUAAGAAGCCACAGCUUAAACAAUCUGCUGGACCCGACUGACACCCACACUGACCCAUCAGAGAGCAAGAGCUUUGGCGAUGUCCCGCCACCAGCCACUCCCAACCGCAGAGCCUCUGUAGACUUCCGGCCGGUCUCUCCUCUCCCUGAGAAGAAGCUGGAGUCCGUCUUGGAGACAAAGUCAAAUCAGACGAAAAGCUACAACGAACAAACACCUCCGCCUCCUCCCCCACCGCCUCCUCUUCCUACGAGUCACAAUCUUAGAAGGGCUUCUGUAGAUUUUCGACCAAUCUCUCCCCUCCCUGACAGGAAGGGUGAAUCAGCAUAUGAUGUCCAGGCAUUGUCACCCCCUGGGCCACCUGAAAACCCACUGUUUCCCAGAGGCACAAACCCAUUCGCCACCGUAAAGCUUCGCCCCACGACGACCAAUGACAGAUCUGCUCCACACAUCCUCUGAUCCGACAGCACUCAUGCAGGCAGGGUUUGUAACCGAGGCUGCCAGAUCAGGUUGUGGGGGCAGGAUGUGCAAUUUUUUUUGUUUUGGGAGAAUGUAAUGACAUCUCUGAAAUAUGAAGGCUUUGAGAGGGGCAGAAGAAGGUUGGUGAGGUUUUUUUUUGUACAGUGUUAGAUAACAUGAGAUUUUUCAAGUACCAAAAGCAAAAGUGAUACUGUAGAACAUCUAAAUAGUUUAAAAUCACAACCAUACACUUUUGAAGUAGUUGUUUUAUCAACUCUUUGUACAGUAUUAAAGUUUGUAUAGAGAUAGGUGUAGAGAUAGAUAGUUAUAGUAAAAUGUUUUUGGCAUUUUUGUAAAUAUGUGUACUGGCUUACUUCCUGAGAAAAAAGAUUGAUGCAACUCUUAUAUCCAUUUGCUAAAUAUGAAGCUACAGCCAGCAGCUCGAUAUUUAAAACAAAGACUGACAACUGGGGGAAACAGCUUAAAUGUGGCUUCCACAUUUUCUUGUUUUUGUUACCUCUAGACAGAGCCAGGCUAAACCUUUCCCCUGUUUCCAGUUGUUAUGCUAAGCUGCACUGCCUUGCUGCUGGCUCCAGCAAAGAUUUAGUGCAAGUAAUAUUAAUCUUUUCAUCUAAAUGUAGGCAAGCAGAACAAAUAAUUUAAUUUCCCAAAAUCUCAAACGAUUCCUUUUAGCUAAUAAUAUCACAUGGAGAUUUCUUCACUUAAGGUGUCAUGUGUCUUGCUCUCUGCUUUGCUGAUUUUUUUCAGUGAUGUCUCUCUAAUCAGAAUGUUUCGUUCGUGUGUACAGAUCUGACUUGACAGAUCUGAAAAUCAAAAUCUGACUUUAUGUUUAAUCCUAAAUUCAUUACGAUUCAUAUGGACUCUCUCACAUGUCAGUAAUAGUUGUCCUUUAAGGUUUAACUUCAGCUAUAGCCUCUCACUUUGUGUUUCUAAAUUUGUCAUCCUCUUCACUGUCUUGUGAUUGACAUGCUUUGCAAUGUUCGGUGCAUUAUGAAUUUUGAGUUUUGUGUUUUUGUGUUCUCUGUGAGUAACAAAAAGUAAAGAGACAGUUAUUACUCAAGUUUUUUUAUUAUCAUUUCUUAUUCAGAUCUUUUCUCUCUUUACAGCUAUCCUUAUAUAUCAUAUUAUUUACUACAUCAUCUGAUCGGAGUCAGGGAGAGUGGAGGAGGAGGAGAUAGAGCAGAGGAGGUGAGGUGAAGGAAGGUGGAUGAGGAAGAGGAGUGGGAGGAAAGUGCACUGAUAUGUGAACAUCUAGAAGUAAAACCAAUCAGACAAGAUGCACUACCUGAAAUACACAGAGGAAGGAAAUUAAGAUUUAAGAA
This is a messenger RNA of Centropristis striata (black sea bass), 3273 nucleotides long. RefSeq names its product BAR/IMD domain containing adaptor protein 2 like 2b (gene baiap2l2b). Gene Ontology annotation, biological process: actin filament bundle assembly; positive regulation of actin filament polymerization; plasma membrane organization. The record is from RefSeq and is a predicted model, not a curated record. The coding region runs from base 410 to 1930 and encodes 506 amino acids. The transcript has 14 exons. Lineage: Eukaryota; Metazoa; Chordata; Actinopteri; Perciformes; Serranidae. Gene Ontology annotation, cellular component: cytosol; nucleoplasm. Gene Ontology annotation, molecular function: protein binding.